Molecule: messenger RNA, 834 nt
Organism: Arthroderma uncinatum
Lineage: Eukaryota; Fungi; Ascomycota; Eurotiomycetes; Onygenales; Arthrodermataceae
Exons: 2
Coding region: 1-834 (277 amino acids)
Source: RefSeq, a predicted model, not a curated record
AUGAAGUGUUUCUUCAUCUGGCUUUCAGUCAUUAGCACGCUAUUGCCUCUGGCAACUGCCUAUGGAUCGCGAGGUGCCGUAGAACGCCUCGUCUACUACUAUGCUUACUUAGCCGAUGAACUCGUCAAUGCUGACGGGGCGCGUACGGUCGCCGUCGGCUGCCGUGGCACCCUACCCGGCAAUCGUUGUAACCUGGACGAAUUCCUCAAGUACAUCUGGAGUCCGUUGCCAGGCGAGUCUCCGACACCUCCGAAUCCAAUGGAUCUCGGGUAUAAAAAGAAGACGAAUUUCGAAGAUAUCACGGUGAAAUCUCUUUACAACAAAAUUGUCAAGUGGAGGGACCCCGUUGAUAAACGCGGUAUAACCGGGAACAUAGACAACACAAAGCUCCUUCCUGGUUCAACAGAUUUCUACGACUGCCUUGCGAGAAUAGCUAGGCCCAUUGGUAUGCUCGGCAUGACAACUUUCCCUGAUGAUAAAACCAAACGGGAUCUGGCCAAGAAGAUCGUUGACAAGGGCAAAAUGGCUGCACAAACGCUGUACGAAUUUCGCUUGAAUGACUUCGAUAAGCACCGUAUAUCCCACUUGAAGGAUAAACUGGGCGAGGAUAAUAUCAUCCAGAAGCCGGGGAGGGACGUGGUAGGCUUGAUGCCUAAUUGGCAAACCCUUGACGUGGAUGCAACGGCUGCUAAACUCGGGAAAGGCGGACGGGACACGCUGGAUACGGCAAUAAUGAAUUACUAUAUGAUCGAAAAGGCUAGGGACCACCGCGCAGCGUUGGUUGCGGCCGACCACGCCCAACAGCUGAGCGGAUGCCCGUUAGGUGCAACGUAA